Messenger RNA from Tachysurus fulvidraco (yellow catfish), 693 nucleotides. RefSeq names its product lithostathine-2-like. The transcript has 3 exons. The record is from RefSeq and is a predicted model, not a curated record. The coding region runs from base 1 to 678 and encodes 225 amino acids. Lineage: Eukaryota; Metazoa; Chordata; Actinopteri; Siluriformes; Bagridae.
AUGGGAGAGAUGAAGAAGCUGAAUCACACAACCUACUGCAGAGAGAAUUACACCGACCUGGUCAGUGCGAGGAACCAAACUGAGAAUGACAAGAUUUGGAGUGUGGUUAAUGUUUUAGCCUAUUCAGGUGUUUGGAUCGGUCUGUUUUAUGACUCCUGGAAUUGGUCAGAUCUGAGUAACUCCUUAUUCAGAUACUGGAGAUCUGACAAACCCAGUGGAAGUUUGAUCUGUGCUGCAGUGUCUGAGUCUGAGCAACGUUACUGGACUGAUGUGAACUGCAGAGAAAAACUCCCGUUCAUCUGCCAUGAGAAUAAAGUGAUCCUGAUUAAGAAGAACCUGACCUGGUGGGAAGCUCUGACAUACUGCAGGAACCAUCAUCAUGACCUGGUGUCAGUGCGCACCGAGGAGAUGCAGCUCUGGGUGAAGGAAGUGACUCAAAACGCCUCCACUGAACACGUGUGGCUCGGCCUGCGUCACGACUGCGCCCAGCGUGUCUGGUUCUGGGUUGUUGGAUCAAUAAUCUGCUAUGAGGGCUGGGCACCAGGGAAUGGGACCUGGAAUGAAGACUGUAGUCAUGAGAAGAGAAGCGGAGCAGUGCAGUCUGGAGGAGAGCAGAAGUGGAUCGAGCUGCCUGAGAGCCAGACGCUCAACUUCAUCUGCUCUACUUAUGAUGGUUAGUCACAGUGUUUUUGU